Messenger RNA from Chara braunii, 3429 nucleotides. Lineage: Eukaryota; Viridiplantae; Streptophyta; Charophyceae; Charales; Characeae. The record is from the annotation of a GenBank genome assembly.
UCUGGCUCUGUGUGUGUGUGUGUGUGUGUGUGUGUGUGUGUGUGUGAGAGAGAGAGAGAGAGAGAGAGAGAGAGAGAGAGAGAGAGAGAGAGGAUGUCGAGUACAUGCAUGUUUGUGAGCUCUGUAAUGGAUGUGGAGUAUUCGUGUCGAUCGAUGGAUGUGGACUUCUAUUUUAGGAAUUGGGAGAAGAAGAGUGCAACAGCAGAAUGCCGUGAGCGCGGAGUAAUUAGGAGAGGAGGGAGGAGAGGGGAGGAGAAAGGGAGAGAGGAGGUGGUUGAAUUCCCCAUUCCUGAUGCCUGUCAAUAUGAUGAUGGAGACGAUGCUUCUCUUGGUGAUGAACAUGCCAGCGAUGUCGGCAUGACUGCUGGGCGUCGUCAUCCUCCUCCUUCGCCUCCUCCUCCUCCUCAUGAUGAUGAUCAUCAUGGUGUUCUCUUCGGGAACGACAAAGAUCUUGAUGAUGAACAAGACGGCGAUGGUGAUGGCGAUGGCGGCCUCUACUUUUACGACGAAGAUCUGACAGUCGAAGAGGAGGAGGAGGAGGAGGAGGAGGAGGACGGGCGGGAGGAUGGCGCUGCUGACGACAUGGAUUGCUUUCACGUUGACGAUGAAUCUGUCUGCGAUUACAGCGAUGAUUCCUGUUUUGUCGGAUACGUGGACGAUGAAGACGACGGCGCCGGCGGUGGCGAUGGCGGCGUAGUAGUAGGAGCAGCAGCAGAAAGAAGAGAAGAUGAUCCCGAUCCCGACGCCGCUGUGACUGCCACUCCCCGCGAUCCUGAUCCCUGUCAUCGCCUCCGCCAUCGCCGGCGAGCUUCAUCCGCCGCCUGCGAUCUCGAUCGCGAUCGCGAUCGCGAUGGCCAUCUGCACCUCCACGCAGCGAAGCGCGCCAACGAUGUCGAGACCGUUGACGUCACUGGCGAUGGCGACCGGGAUCCCACUCUCGAUGAUGACGAUGAUGAUGAUGAUGAUGAUGAGGAUGAUGAUGAUGAUGAUGAUGAUGAUGACGAGGAGGAGGAGGAGGAGAGGAAUAGCUCCUCGGCUUUCUGUUUCCCUGAUGAGGUGGUUCCGCUCGUCCUUCCCUAUAUUGAGGACGCGGGAGAUCGUGCCCGCUGUAUGGUGGUCUGCAAGCUCUGGGCGCUGCAUGCGCGCAACGGUGAGUCGUUGCGCUUUACGGAGGAUCACUUCAGCUUAUGCUGUCGAGGAGGAGGACGGGGAGGAGGAGGAGGAGGAGGAGGAGGAGGAGGGGGAGGAGGAGGGAGCGCGGAGCAGUACGAGAUGGCCAUGGUGAAGCAGGCGGAGUGGCUGAAACGUUUAUGGCUGACCGUAAGUUCAGAGAGCGCGCUGAAGAGUGUGUGCGAGACGGCGACCCAUCUGGAGGAACUACACAUUAGCGACUACCAUGACGAAGGACCGGUCGUUGGGAGCGGUAGCUGCGGUAGCAGCGGUAGCAUCAGCAGCAGCAGCAGCAGCAGCAGCAUCAGCAGCAGCGGUAGUGGUGGUGGUAGUAAUAGUGUUAAUGGAGGUUCCAAUCCGCCGCCAUUGAUGCUAGGACCGGUCCUUGAGCGAGCGACCAAUCUCCGGUCGUUGUCGAUCGACCUGCUGGACGACCAUCGCGUGAUCUCCGUUCCUUUUUUGGACAUUUCGACGACCACCACCACAGCCACCUCCCUCUUCUCCUCCUCCUCCUCCUCCUUAUCCCUCCACCCUCCCUCCUCCUUCUCCAUUUCCCCUCUUUCAAUGCGUCAGCCUCUUUUUCCUCAUCCUUCCCACCCCGACCGCGACCUCCACUCCCACCCUCCCCUCCCUCCCCCUCCUCCUCACCUCCCUCCCCAUCAGCUCAACCACCUCUCCUCUCUGCGCAUCUUCCAAGGUCGAAUCUCCACCUGCGACCUCCAACGUCUUCUCUCCGCAUGCCCCUCCCUUCAACGGCUCUCCCUCAGCCAUAUCCAGAACCUCUUCGACCUUUCCCUCUCCAGUUUUUCGUUGACGGAGCUCCGAAUCGAUCGAUGCGAGAACCUCUCCGCUCUUCAUCUGAACGCCCCCUCUCUCUCGACCAUCCAGCUGGCUGCCACGUGUCUUCGCAGUGUCUCUCUUGUCGGCAAUUCCCUGACCACUCUCACCGUAUCCUCCGCCGCGUGCGUCGUCUUCUCCAUCAAGUUUCCCGCCAAAUUGAGGACGGUCAGCAUCGCUGGCCCGGCGAGCAAGUGGGACGAGUGCGUGAAGCUCCUCUCGCGCACACCCAAUCUGAAGUGCUUGAUCUUGCGCGCGCAAGAUGGAGCUGGGGGGGGUGGAGGUGGUGGGCGAAACUUCACCGAAGCUUCGUCGGUGAUGAGCAUUGCGACCGCGGGAGGAGCGGGUGGUGGUGGUGGUGGUGUUGGCAAUCCCAAUCCCAAUCCCAAUCCCAAUCUCAAUCCCAAUCUCAAUCUCAAUCGCAAUCCCAAUCCCCAUCCCAAUCCCAAUCUCAAUCACAAUCUUAAUGCCAACAACAGCUACCUGAACCAGAAUCAGGGUCUCCACAACGACAAUCACCUUGUCUACAACAAUGGCAGCAAUUAUCUGAACAAUCAGCAGAAUAAUCAGCUGCAGAACAACAGCAAUUAUUAUAGGAGUGUAUGGAGCAGUGGGUCGGGAUCGGGAGGGAGCAGUAGCAGCAGCAGCGGCAGUAGUAGUAGCAGCAUGAUGAGUGCGAGCAUAAGAAGCAAUGUUGGGUCGGGAUCAGGUGGUGGGAGCAACAGUCGGAGCAAUCUUAGAGGAGGGGGAGGAGGAGGGGGAGGGGGAGGGGGAGGGAGAGAAGCCGUCAAUAUGAAUAUGGAAGGACUGCAGAGGCUAUGUCCGAAGUUGGAAAUCUUGGAAUUGGAUUGCUGGACGUUGAUUAGGAUUAUGGAGGCGACGAACGGGAUCCCGUGCUUUGACAGUCUGGAGCUGGUGACAAUCGACGCGCGGGGGAGCACGGCGUGGGGGAGUGGGUUGGGAUCGGGAGCGGGGACGAGCAUCAAGGAGGCGUUGGCGGGACUCUGCUGGAGUUGCAGAGCCUUGAAGAGAGCCACGCUUGUGAACAAAGGGAUGGGAGAGUUGUCCUCUCUCUCUCCCAAUACUCCUAUCAUGCUGCUGCAGCACCAGUUUCCCUGGGUGGAGUUUCGCUUCUUGUACCGCGCAAGGGACGGCACCAGCUUCGACGACAUGCUUCAACCGCGCACGUGAAGAGCAUGCGAAGGAGGAGCGGACGGCGACUCGUCGUCUUUCGACAUGGUGAGUGAGUAAUGGUGAUGGUGCGGUGUUUUUUUUACGUCGUCAACAAUGUGUGUGUGUGUGUGUGUGUGAGAGAGAGAGAGAGAGAUGAGGGUUAAUCUCACAUUCAUUCAUGUUUGUCUCAUUUCGCUCAGAGAGAGAGAGAGAGAGAGAGAGAGAGAGAUGAGGGUUAAUCUCACAUUC